Porites lobata is the source of this 1023-nucleotide messenger RNA. Lineage: Eukaryota; Metazoa; Cnidaria; Anthozoa; Scleractinia; Poritidae. The record is from the annotation of a GenBank genome assembly.
GUAACGUUAAAAACUGUGAACGUCAAACCGUGGGAAAAUGAUUUUGUGAAAACUCCGUCAAUCGCUGAGCCAAUCGCCGGUGAUAUCGAGAGAGAAAAGAGGAUGGAUAGAAAUAUUUCUCGUCUUAUCGAGCUUCUACACGAGUGCAAUGAACGUAGAAACGACGACAUUAAACAUUACUCCGCGACAGUGCAACAGAACAACCAGAAACUGCUCAAGCCUGGACGGAUAGUUUAUCCCGAUGGAACUUUUCCGCUCCCUGACAAUCUGGAUAAUGGUUUUCUUUCUGGGGUGUUGAGGAUCAGUUCAAAAACGCCUCCCAAUCCUCGGUGCUUCCAUCGACUUCCCCCGGUACUUCAGCAAACCAUGAAUAAUAGUUUUUCUUCAGUAAACAGAAACACUGUAAGUUAUAGAUUACCUGCGUUGAAGAAUGAUUGCCAUGUCUGUUCAGAAUGUCGCCAAUUGGAUGAAAAGAUGUUACGAGACGCUAACAGCGAGAGCGAAUCGGAGCAACUCAAACGCCUUAAAUGUAAACUAAAGUUGAAGGAACGCGCUCAUGUGGAGCAAGAUCUAGGUGUUAUUUAUGAAAAGCCCCCAGCUCUAAGGGUUGUAGAAGAUGACGUGCCUUGUUUGCGUUUAGAAAACCAAACGGGUGCCAAGCUUGGUGAAUAUUUGUCGCUGCCAAAGCUGUAUCUAUCGCAUCAUUCCGCAAAUGCUGCUAGCGCUCAAAAGUCAAGAAAAACAAAACCAAAAACCAUUGAUUCAGUCAGAAGCUUGGAUAGUUCGAGUGAAAAGAAACACCAUUGCUAUAAAUUGUCAAAAACUGAGCAAGUGAACAAUGCAGACUCUUCCAAGGGCAAAAAGUCUGCAAAAGCAAUGAAAUCAAAAGAGUCUAAAUCAGGAAACAAGUGCGAGAGGUCCAAUGCUGAUCAACCGAGAGUUUUGCUGACUCCAUUACGAGGGUUCACGCCACACUGGAGUGAUUUCUCAGAAAGCCCCGAUCCUAUGUUGUGGAGAGAGAAC